Molecule: messenger RNA, 1844 nt
Organism: Bacillus rossius redtenbacheri
Lineage: Eukaryota; Metazoa; Arthropoda; Insecta; Phasmatodea; Bacillidae
Product: dipeptidase 1-like
Exons: 12
Coding region: 1-1758 (585 amino acids)
Biological process (GO): proteolysis
Molecular function (GO): metallodipeptidase activity
Source: RefSeq, a predicted model, not a curated record
AUGUGGUUGCAGGAUGCGCGCGCAUCGCGAGGAGGGAGCGCGGAGGUGCGCAUGCGCGCGGACGGGAGGGUGUGGAGAGGGGUGGGGAGGGAGGGGGCAGGAGGGUCGGCGCGGCAGAGCGCGAUGAACCCCCGGCGGACGGACACGGCGCCGGACGCGCGCAGGCCCAGGCCGCGGCCGACGACGGGCGCGGGCCAGACUCCCCCCGCCCCGCGGAGACAGCAGCAGCAGCAGCAGCAGCAGCAGCAGCAGCAGCUGCAGCGGGACAGGUACCUGCUGGUGUCGGCGAGUUGCGGCCCGCCGGGCGAGGAGCACGAGGAGCGAGCCUCGUGGGGCGACGAGCGGUGCACCUGCCGCUGCGACCAGCCAGCCUUCCCGCGACUCCUGCAGGAGGAGGCCGCCUUGUUCCCGCCGAUCAGCGCGCGGGGCUCCAAGCAGGACGUCGUCGCGUUCAGCCCGCGGGGCAGCUCCACCCCCAGCUCCACGUCGGCGGCCUCAGCGACGGGCGUGGUGCUCAACUCGAGGCACCUGCUGGCAGUGCUGCUGGUGCUGGUGCUGGCCGCCGCCGCCGGGGUGAGCGUGCCCAUCGCGCUCCGGGCCGCCUCCGACUCCUCCCACGAGGAGCGGCUCGAGGUGGCCGUCAGGAUCCUGCAGGACGUGCCGCUGGUGGACGGGCACAACGACCUGCCGUGGAACAUCCGGCAGUUCGUGCACAACAAGCUGGGCGAGCUGCGGUUCGGCGAGGACCUGCGCGCCGUGCCGCCCUGGUCGCAGAGCUCCUGGUCGCACACCGACCUGCCCCGGCUGCGCGCCGGCCGCGUGGGCGCCCAGUUCUGGGCGGCGUACGUGCCCUGCGAGUCGCAGUUCAAGGACGCCGUGCAGAUGACCUUGGAGCAGGUGGACGUGAUCCGCCGCCUCACCGACAAGUACAGUCCGCCGCUCACGCUCUGCGACUCGUCCGGAGACAUCCUGGCGGCGCACGCCGGCCGCCAGACGUGCUCGCUGAUUGGCGUGGAGGGCGGCCACUCGCUGGCCAGCAGCCUGCCCGUGCUCAGGACGCUCUACAGCAUCGGCGUGCGCUACCUCACGCUCACGUCCACCUGCAACACGCCCUGGGCUGACUGUUCGAAUGCCGACAACCCCAAUAUCAAGCCAGAGCACAAUGGUCUGACGAAAUUCGGUAAGAGCGUGGUGAAGGAGAUGAACCGUCUGGGCAUGAUCGUGGACCUGUCGCACGUGUCCGUCAAGACGAUGAAGGACGCGCUGGAGGCGAGCAAGGCGCCCGUCAUGUUCUCGCACUCGUCGGCGCGCGCCCUCUGCAACGACACGCGCAACGUGCCGGACCACGUGCUGCGCCUGCUGGCCCUAAACGGCGGCAUCGUCAUGGUGAACUUCUACUCGCAGUUCCUCACGUGCAACGACGUUUCCACGAUCAAGGACGCCGUAGCGCACAUAGACCACAUCAGGCGCAUCGCCGGCGUGGACCACGUCGGGCUGGGAGCAGGCUACGACGGCAUCAACCUCACGCCCCGCGGACUGGAGGACGUGUCCUCGUACCCCGCGCUGUUCGCCGAGCUGGUGCGCUCCGGCCGGUGGGGGGUCGACGACCUCAAGAAGCUGGCGGGCCUCAACUUCCUCCGGGUCUUCAAGAAGGUGGAGGAGGUGCGGGACGAGCAGCAGGAGCGAGGGGCGGCGCCCUGCGAGGACGUCCCGCCGCCCCGCCCCGCCGACAACUGCACCACGCCCUACCACUUCUGAUGGCCUCGUGCGCGCCUCUGCACCACUGCCCGGACACACUCGCGCGCGGGCUGUCCUCGGCGGCUGUCCGCCCCUCUGCCCUCGGC